Messenger RNA from Ylistrum balloti, 717 nucleotides. RefSeq lists its product as uncharacterized. The transcript has 7 exons. The record is from RefSeq and is a predicted model, not a curated record. Lineage: Eukaryota; Metazoa; Mollusca; Bivalvia; Pectinida; Pectinidae. The coding region runs from base 1 to 717 and encodes 238 amino acids.
AUGAGGUUGUGUGUACUGCUCUCCGUUGUGACUCUGACGGCGGCAGCUGUUGUCCCAGACAACAAAAGAAGCGAUACAGAUUUCCUGAACGAAUUUGCACAACAGCUUGCUAUGCUUGGAGAGCAUUUUGCGGAAACAGCAUCUCAUGCAGCCCAAAUCGCUCUGCAAAAUCUAGUUCCAUCAGCGUCCCCAAAGAGAAGUGACAAUGACUUCCUGAAUCAAUUUGCUCAACAACUGGCUCUUCUUGGUGAACACUUUGCUGAGACCGCUUCUCAUGUCGCUGAAUCCGCUCUACACAAUCUAGCACCAUCAACAUCCCCGAAAAGGAGUGACGACACCGAUUUCCUCAAUCAAUUUGCUCAACAGUUGGCUCUGCUUGGUGAACAUUUUGCUGAAACUGCAGCCCAUGUCGCUGAGAUAUCAUUGCAAAACCUAGUUCCGUCUGCAUCCCCAAAGAGGAGUGACGACACCGAUUUUCUGAAUCAAUUUGCUCAACAACUGGCUCUUCUGGGUGAACACUUUGCUGAGACCGCUGCUCAUGUCGCUGAAUCCGCUCUACACAAUCUAGCACCUUCAGCAUCCCCGAAAAGGAGUGAUACCGAUUUUCUGAAUGAGUUUGCGCAACAGUUGGCAUUGCUUGGGGAGCACUUUGCUGAAACUGCGGCUCACGUUGCUGAAACCGCUCUCCAUAACCUGGUCACAUCCCCAGCACCAUAG